Molecule: messenger RNA, 4057 nt
Organism: Liolophura sinensis
Lineage: Eukaryota; Metazoa; Mollusca; Polyplacophora; Chitonida; Chitonidae
Biological process (GO): transmembrane transport; monoatomic anion transport
Cellular component (GO): apical plasma membrane
Molecular function (GO): transmembrane transporter activity
Source: RefSeq, a predicted model, not a curated record
AUAAGGGAAUCAGUGAUCAAGUCAGUUCCUAUUCCUAUGUCGGGUGGACUAAAAAACUAAAAGAGUGUCAUUUUUCGAAUUCCUUGCCGAAAUCCCGCACUAAAAAGCGAUGUCCUUCAAACGACCGCCAUUGAAUUACGUAGAGCGGUAUCACGGAACACGUGCGUGAAUCAAACCUGCUCUGGUUGAACUGACGACUGUCCACAGGAAUCAAGUGUUCUCAGUACCUGUGCAGCGCUACACUCAAUGACUUCAAUGCCGACAUGCCAGUCCGCUAAGAUCAUCGAUCUCGUUGUUUGUGAGGAUAUACCUGCGUCUGUACUGAACAAAGCCAUAUUUAAACGAUUCUCCAUGAAGCAACAUUGGAGGGUGCAUGACAUUCAGGACGACAGUGCAAAAUUACAUACACAGGGGACGUACGUAUAAACACCAGGGACCUGCGCGUGCUGACAGAUUGCAAGCAACUCCCUUACUGACACAGUACUGGUUAGGGUAGCGCCGUCCGUGUAGACCUAGACCAUUCAUCUAGUGGUUGUGUUUAUUUUACUGGAUUAUCGCUUGGAUUAUCUAACUGGAUUAUUCAAAAUGGGCGAAAAACCAGAAUCGUCUAAGAUGGAGAAGCCUCGCUUCCAGGGGUUCGAUGUAAACGAGGUGCCAUGGUGGACAUCAAAGCGGUUUCUGAUGGCCGUAAUUUGUUUCUUUGGCUUUGGGAAUUUGUACGCUCAGCGAGUGAACCUCAGUAUGGCCAUGGUUUGUAUGAUAAACCACACGGCUACCGAUGUUGGCAUGGAGUCAAAAUAUCCGGAACAAUAUCACAGUCACAUUGGGCACACGAACGACUCCGGGUAUUCACACGUUACCACUCAAGGACCCGUUGACCUUGAGGAACAGUGCCCUUCACAUGGUCAUUCGGAUAAUGAAACGAUUAGCCAAUCAGAGCAAGGCAAUCUCGUCUGGGAUAAACAAAUCCAAGGACUUCUUCUUGGCUCUUUUUUCUGGGGAUAUUUAUUUCCUCAAGUACCUGGCGGUUGGCUCAGUGAAAAAUUUGGCGCCAAAAAGGUUACAGCCGCCGGAAUGUUUCCUGUCGCCAUUUUGACUCUCUUGACACCCGUCAGCGCUACCACGAGCCCUUGGCUCCUCCUUGUGGUCAGAAUCCUUAUCGGAGUAGGGGAGGCUGUCAUGUACCCUGCUGCUCAAGCCCUGUUUGCCCGCUGGGCGGCGCCCUGGGAACGGAGUCGUCUGAUUGGUAUAUCAUACGCAGGUGGUCAGCUAGGGAAUGCCAUAGCCUUCCCCGUGUCCGGAUUACUCUGCGAUUAUGGAUUCGGUGGUGGAUGGCCGUCCAUAUUCUAUGUAUUUGGUACAUGUGGAUUUAUCUGGUGCGUGGUAUGGACGAUAUUUGUUCACGAUUCCCCGGCAGAAUGUCCGAGAAUUACCGACAUUGAACGGAAAUACGUCGAGCAGUCGCUGGGACAGAGUAACAAGAACAAAAAGGUCUAAACCGGACACGCCUUGGAAGCCAUUUUCAGCAGCCCGGCUGUCUGGGCCAUCAUUGUGGCCCACACCUGUGGUAACUGGGGAGCUUACUUUAUCCUUACCAGCAUACCGGCCUACAUGAAAGAAGUACUCAAGUUUGACAUCAAAAAGAACGGACUGUUCACAAUGUUGCCGUAUCUCUCAUUUUGGAUGUGUAUUAACAUUGGAGGCACAUUGGCCGACUUUCUCAUUGAAAAGAAGAUUUUAACAGUUGUCUGGACCAGAAAACUGAUGGACACUAUAGGGCUGGUGAUGCCUGGUACCCUAAUGGUUAUCACGGGCUACAUGAGCUGUAAUCAACCAACAGCUGCCGUAGCCCUGCUCGUCCUAGCCAUGGGUUUCAGUGGAUUCCAGUUUGCCGCCCACUUCGUCAACCACGGAGACAUCGCACCAUCCUUCGCGGGUACUCUCUUCGGCAUCUCGAACGUAGCAGCGACUAUACCGGGAAUUCUGACUCCAUAUGUUGUUGGAGCCGUGACAACAGAGAAAACCCGUGAACAGUGGCUAAUAGUAUUCUAUAUCAGUGGAGCCGUCCACAUCUUUGGAGCUUUAUUUUACUUCAUCUUCGCUCGUGGCGAUAUCCAGUCGUGGGCUGUCAUUCCGGAUGUAGACAACACGAACCACGCGGAGAACGCCAACGCUUUAUUAGAAAAGGGAAGAAGGUCUUCUGAUACCGGCAAAAGUGGAGACACGUUGGUAGUAGAGAACGAAAAUGACUCCAAACUUCUGGAUGACAAGGCUACAGCAUAAACUACUUGUUGAUAUAUGGAUAUUAUAUAAAUUUUACUAGCUUCGAACCCUUGCCAUUGACAACAUGACGACGACAUGCUGUUCAAACCUGUGCUAAAUAAUAAAGUGUGGGACAGCAUCGUAACAGUUUUAUGACACUAUUCCACAUAUGAGGUUUCUGAGGAUAAAAGGAAAAUAGAUUGCUGGAAUUUGACGCCCUGUGUAUGGAAAAUGUUUCAGCCAUAGCUUUGAGAAGGUUCCGGAUUAAAUCUGGUACAACACAUCAUAUUACCGAGCCAUUUACUGAGGUGAUCCAAGGGCCGUAUAACCAAUGUUAAACCUCCCAGAGGUUCGUUUAUGUCGUGCUUCAGCAUGACGCGCAGACAUAUAACAGCGCAUAGCUGACAUGCCUGCUUAAACGAGGGCGACAAUCAGCAAAAUGAGUCCAGGUCUGUUUGAACAACGAGUUCCGGUUGUACAGAGACGGUGUAAUCUACACAAACAAAAGCUCAUUACCUUAUUCAUGUUUUAGAAUACAAUAUUGUAUGUUUAUGGCCUAUAGAUUGUAAAUAGCGUAGGCAGAAUCUCAUUGAAAACCAUAUACGGUUGUACGUGUGCAACGUGUGAUAUUUCCUCUUCCAUUUUAACUAACACAUAUUUUCAUCUGGAGUAAGUAGUUUUUUUUCCCAUAAUACAAGGAAACAAGCUCAAACGUUUCUCUACAACAUUGCCUGUAUAAAGCUACGUAUAGAUGCAAAUUACAGCUCACUGAAAAUACAAAUUUGCUUGUGCAAAUAACCUGCUGAUAUGUUCCCAUUCUCUGUGCUCAUAUACUGCAUCUAAGAAAAAAAGAAAUUGCUUAUAAUGUAAAAAGAUAUAUUUAUAAAGAACUUCCUCCAUUGUCUUCCACCUGAUGUUGAGCACCACUGUUUAUAAUUUAUCCCCUCAUUAAGUACAUAUAUAACAAAUACCAUGCAGGAAGUGUGUUUUUGACCAGUACAUAUUUAUGGGUUCUCGUAGUUUUGCACCCACCGUUUGCCAUGGUUAUUGGUAGGACAGAGGUGACGGUCUCCAUGCUGUCGCCUAUAUGAUGGAGACAUGCUCCGUGACUGGCAAAUCGUUUUGUAUUAUUACUGAGGAAACAAACCGAGGGAAAAACUGAGGAAGAUACGGAUACAAGUUCUGUACAUUUUUUAAGAUAUUUGGCCUCAAAGUAUCAGUUCAUAAACCUUAGUUUAUAGGGUGAAGUGGGUGGAGAAGGGACAUUUACAUUGCUACAAAGUGGCCCUAUAUCAGCGUCAUGUUCACUUUGUUUCUUAAUACACAACAAAUCAUUGUACACCAAGGUACGUUUUCUUUUGAGUGAGUGAGUGAGUGCUUGGGGUUCAACGUCGUUUUCUUAUGAUGUUAUUUAUACGUUGUCUUUUAGUUUUAUCCUGCGUAUAAUAAAAUUUGUUGAUAUCCUUUUUCACCAAAACCACGUGAUCCUGUGUACACUCUGCACAUCCUAGAUCAUCACCUAAUCGUUGGGGAAUCUGGCUGUAUACCAGAUAGAGUCUGUCCAAAAAAAAGAGAGAAAAAAAUAACCAGAUAUACCCUUGCUUAAAACAAUUUCAGGCAUACAGCGGAUCAUGAAGUUUUUGGUGGUGGUUCUUUACAUUGAAUUACCACACAGUAGAUGGACAAAUCAUGAAAUAGUCAAAUAUAAAGAGUGUUUAUGCUAACACUGUUCAGUAUGCUGAAUAAGCCUGAUAGGCCUAUGUCUAGAUACUCAGAUACUUUGCCACAUACAUGU